AAACCAAUUUAGUCGGUACAAAAUCAUGGACAAAUUAUGUAAGUCCACUUAAUAAUUACUCCAAAAUACACCCUUAUAAUCAUAAAAAAAAACAACAAACCCCACAAUUAUUAUAUCUAAACACAAGCCAAUAUUAACAACCACUAAUUAAAUCAAUCAACUCGUCAAGUUUUCCAUUUUUUUAUAUCAAAAAUAUACAUUGUAAUUUGUACAAAUAUUUCCGGGUAAAACCAAAGUCAAUACGAGCCAUGUCAUUGCGCAAUGGAAAUUGCAACAAAUAAAUAAAUAAAAAUGACGUUUAUACACGUCAAGCAACAACGAUCGAGAAAAUUAACUUGAUUGCAGUGUAAAAAAAUGAAUAAAAAAAGAAAAAAAAAAAUUAUUGCGAUAGUAAUAAGUAGUGGGGUUUCGGUUAGAUAAACGUCAAGUUUUUUUUUUUUUUUUAUACACUUUUUUCGAUGCAGCAUGUGUGGUUGUUGUUGGUGUUGUUCAGCCUUGAGGCCAAGGUACAAGAGGCUAGUUGACAAUAUAUUUCCAGUAAAUCCUCAGGAUGGACUGGUUAAAAACAACAUGGAAAAAUUAACGUUCUACUCAUUGAGUAGUCCAGAAAAAUUAGAUAGAAUUGGUGAAUAUUUAUUUCAACGUGCAUCACGUGAUAUUAACAGACAUAGAAAUGGAUUUGUUAUAAUUGCCAUGGAAGCUAUGGAUCAACUUUUAUUGGCAUGUCAUGCACAGACACUUAAUUUAUUUGUUGAAAGUUUUUUAAAAAUGAUACAGAAAUUAUUGGAGUCUUCAGAUUCACAAUUACAAAUUAUGGCAACACAAUCAUUUGUCAGAUUUGCCAACAUCGAAGAGGAUACGCCGUCUUAUCACACAAGUUACGAUUUCUUUGUAUCAAAAUACUCUUCAAUGUGUCACUCCAACGACGACAACUUGGCAAUUCGCAAGCAGAUUCGACUCGCCGGGAUACAGGGAUUGCAGGGUGUCGUAAGAAAAACAUUAUCUGAUGAUUUAGUAGAAAAUAUUUGGGAAUCUGUACAUAUGGAUAAAAUAGUACCAUCAUUACUUUACAAUAUGCAAAAUGCAAGAUAUGCUGAUAAAGAAAAUACAACUCCAGAAAGUCCAACAGAAGAACGUUCUGAUCCUCCACAAUUUGCUGAAACAUGUAUGCGUGAAUUAGUUGGUCGUGCAUCAUUUGGACAUAUUCGUUGUGUCAUUAGUCCAGUACUGCAACAUCUUGAUAAUCAUGAUUUAUGGGUACCAAAUUAUUUUGCAAUUCAUACAUUCAGAAUAAUAAUGUUUUCAAUUCAAUCACAAUAUUCUUAUACUGUUGUUGAAGCACUAAUGACACAUCUUGAUAACAAUUCAAAAUCAUCACCAAAAACACGUACAUGUAUUGCUGAUACAUUAUCAAAAAUAAUAUCAAUAGCAGCUGGUGAAAGUGUUGGUCCAUCUGUUCUUGAUAUUAUAAAUUCAUUAUUAUCACAUUUACGUAUAUCUGUAACAAGAAAUCAAACAUCAACAAAUGAUGAACAGCUAUAUCAAGAGGCAUUGAUAAAUGCACUUGGUGAAUUUGCAAAUCAUUUACCGGAUUAUCAAAAAAUUGAAAUAAUGAUGUUUAUCAUGAGCAAAGUACCAUAUUGUCAACCAGAUAGAAUAAUAUCUGUUGGUAAAGGUGAUGUACUGCUACAAAGUAUAUUAUUAAAAUCAUUACUUAAAGUUGGAACAAAAUACAGAACAAUACAUCUUAAUACAACAUUUCCACCAAGUUUUUUGGAUCCAUUAUUACGUAUGUCAUUGGCUGCUGAUGCUGAAAUGCGUUUAUUAGUACAAAAAAUAUUCCACACACUUAUUGAUCGUCAUCAAAAUAUUGAAAAGCUUGAAAAGCCAUCAAUUAACAUGUUAGAGCUUGAUUUAGUUAUUGAAAAAUCAUCUGGACCAGAUGUUAUAUUUAUACGUAAACAUGGUCCAGAAAUAUACUCAGCACUUUAUGAAUCUCUUGAGUUGUCAAGUAAUAAUGUUGAUAAUAUUGAAGCAAUAUAUACAACACUUGCAUUAUUAGCUGUUGAGCUAGCAUCAGAAGAUACAAUACUUGAACAAUUACGUCUUGUACUUAGUCUACAAGAUUUAGCAUUGACUAAUAAUCAAUUAAGUACAUCAAUUAAAUUUAAUUUACAUGCUAUUGUUAUUAGUUUAUUGGUGCUGAUAUCAAAUGUUUGUAAUAUUAAUUCAUUGAUUGAUUAUAGUAAAAAAUUAAUUGAAUCAAGAAAACGUGAUAGUCCACAUUUAUUACCAAAAUUAAGAGCUCAAUAUGAUACUAACUUACCAAAUAAAAUACCAGCAUUUUUACUUGUUGAUCAAUCAAUUGUUACUGAAUGUCUUAAAACAUCUGGACUUGAUCCAUUAAAAUUACAACACAGUAAUGUUUAUAGUCAUUGUUCAUUGUACAGUAGUAUUCAUAGAAAUUCUUGGGUAGAAACUGCUGGUAGAAAUUCAAUAGCAGACAUUAGCUCAUCAAAUAAUGAACUUGAUUCUGGUAAUUCAUCACCUGGUGUUGAGAAAAAAAUAACAACUCAAGAGUUUACAUUUGAAAGUAUGAAAAAAAUAUUAACUGAUUGUGCUAAUGAUCAAUUAGUUGAAGAUGAAAAACGUUUAAAAUUAUCAGAAGUAUUUAGAACAGCUCCUUUUGAUGAACUUGUUACUAAAACACAACCAAAACAUGAAGUUUUACAAAAUAAAUUAUCAGAUAUAUUUAAUUCAUUGACUAUUGAACCGAGAAAUUUAUCACAAGGAGUUCAAAUUGUUGAUGCUAAAUCUAAUCAACAAAUUCCAGCCUAUGAAGUACAUUUUCCUGAACUAUUUGUCUAUUAAAUUUAAUAUAUUUUCUUAUUAUUUAUUUAUAUUUUUUUUUUUUUUGUUUAUUUACAUAUUUGCAUUUUGAAAAUAACAACUACUAAUUAUUCGUUCGUUUGUUUAUAUAUAAAAAAAUGCACAAUGCAAUAUUUUUAUAAUCAAUUAUUUAUCCUUUUUUUUUAUUUAACUGACAAUUGUUUAUAUGAAAACAAAAUUAAUAAAUCAAAUAUUUAUACGUGUACUAGAUAUUACUAAUUAUGAAAAAAUAAAAAUAUUGUUAUUUGGAAAUGAUGGCUAAAAAAAAAUAAUUCAAUUAUUAAUAAAUUAAUUAAACAGUUUU
Messenger RNA from Aphidius gifuensis, 3193 nucleotides. It is a transcript of the gene stmA, whose product is annotated as protein EFR3 homolog cmp44E. The record is from RefSeq and is a predicted model, not a curated record. The transcript has 6 exons. NCBI's taxonomy places the organism in Eukaryota, Metazoa, Arthropoda, Insecta, Hymenoptera, Braconidae. The coding region runs from base 466 to 2871 and encodes 801 amino acids. Gene Ontology annotation, cellular component: plasma membrane. Gene Ontology annotation, biological process: protein localization to plasma membrane.